ACCAUGCGGCGGGAGCUCCCGGCCGCCCUGUGCCCAGACCCAGGAUGCUCCGAGGGGGAUCAGAUUAAGCUGAACGACCGAUGCUGCACCGUCUGCAGAGGUCAUGACUUCUGCGCCGAAGGCCACGGCUGCGUGGAGAACUCUGAGUGUGUGAACCUGGAGGCCGGGACCCGGUGUGUGUGCAAGGACGGCUUCAGCCCCAUGAGGGAGGACAACGCCUACUGCGAAGAUAUCGACGAGUGCGCCCAGGGGAAACACUACUGCCGGGAGAACACCAUGUGUGUGAACACAGCCGGCUCCUUCAUGUGCAUCUGCCACACGGGCUACAUCAGGAUCGAUGACUACUCCUGUACAGAGCAUGACGAGUGCCUGAGUGGAAUGCACAACUGUGACGAAAACGCUCUGUGUUUCAACAUGGUGGGAGGACACAGCUGCUCCUGCAAGCCCGGCUACACUGGCAACGGAACCGUCUGCAAGGCGAUGUGUGACGGACUGUGUCAGAACGGAGGCACGUGCGUCUCACCCAACAACUGCAUUUGCCAGCAAGGCUUCACCGGAAGGAGGUGUGAGACAGGUAAGAGUGUUUUGUUUUAUUCCCCCUUGAAUCCUUCUGCCAUCGAGAGCGUCUCCGCUGGACGUGUGCACGUGCGGGGGCCGACUGGCGUGCACUCCACGGUGAGUAAUGAUCCACCGCUGCCCUCCUCCGAAGGCCUUUCCAAAACGGCGGACGUGAACUGCAGUGGCAGCAUCCGGUCCGGUCUGGUCCGUGACAGCUCCUGCCCCUACAUGGUCUGCUUCCUGAGGCUUCUUGCUCUCAAUACACUCCUGCUUGAUUAUCUCAUCCUGCUGUACCCCGACCGUCGCCAUAGCAGCCGGUUCGAGACCGGGAGACGGCGGCUCUCGCUCUUCAGUCAUUCGGGGUGA
This is a messenger RNA of Gadus chalcogrammus (walleye pollock), 924 nucleotides long. Its product is annotated as protein kinase C-binding protein NELL2-like. Lineage: Eukaryota; Metazoa; Chordata; Actinopteri; Gadiformes; Gadidae. Bases 4 to 924 code for a protein of 306 amino acids. The record is from RefSeq and is a predicted model, not a curated record. The transcript is spliced from 7 exons. Gene Ontology annotation, molecular function: calcium ion binding.